Messenger RNA from Zalophus californianus (California sea lion), 2031 nucleotides. RefSeq names its product TRAF interacting protein (gene TRAIP). NCBI's taxonomy places the organism in Eukaryota, Metazoa, Chordata, Mammalia, Carnivora, Otariidae. The coding region runs from base 90 to 1499 and encodes 469 amino acids. The transcript is spliced from 15 exons. The record is from RefSeq and is a predicted model, not a curated record.
UUGAAGCCUGCGGGGACGCGGGGGCGCGGCCGCGAAGCUGGACCGGUCGAGGUUUCCUUGGCUGCCUGAUCCCCUUUAGACCAGUCAUCAUGCCUAUCCGUGCGCUGUGCACCAUCUGCUCCGACUUCUUCGACCACUCCCGAGAUGUGGCCGCCAUCCACUGCGGCCACACCUUCCACCUGCAGUGCCUAAUUCAGUGGUUUGAGACAGCACCAAGUCGGACCUGCCCACAGUGCCGAAUCCAGGUUGGCAGAAGAACCAUUAUCAAUAAGCUCUUCUUUGACCUUGCCCAAGAGGAGGAGAGUGUCUUAGAUGCAGAAUUCUUAAAGAAUGAACUGGAUAAUACGAGAGCCCAGCUUUCCCAGAAAGAGAAGGAGAAAAGGGACAGCCAGGUCAUCAUUGACACCCUGCGGGACACGCUGGAAGAACGCAACGCCACUGUGGAAUCUCUGCAGAAGGCCUUAGACAAGGCCGAAAUGCUGUGCUCCACCCUCAAGAAGCAGAUGAAGUACUUGGAGCAGCAGCAGGAUGAGAGCAAACAAGCCCAGGAGGAGGCGCGCCGACUCAGGAGCAAGAUGAAAACCAUGGAGCGGAUUGAGCUCCUGCUCCAGAGCCAGCGGCCCGAGGUGGAGGAGAUGAUCCGAGACAUGGGUGUGGGGCACUCCGCGGUGGAACAGCUAGCCGUGUACUGCGUGUCCCUCAAGAAAGAGUAUGAGAAUCUAAAAGAAGCACGGAAAGCCUCAGGGGAGCUGGCAGACAGACUGAAGAAGGACUUGUUUUCUUCCAAAAGCAAGUUGCAGACAGUCUACUCUGAACUAGACCAGACCAAGUUGGAGCUGAAGUCGGCCCAGAAGGAUUUACAAAGUGCUGACAAGGAGAUUGUGAGCCUGAAAAAAAAGCUAACGAUGCUGCAGGAAACCCUGAACCUGCCACCCAUGGACAGUGAGACUGUCAACCGCCUGGUUUUAGAGAGCCCAGCCCCCAUAGAGAUGCUGAGCCUGAAGCUUCACCGACCGGCCUUCGGUGAUGACAUUGACCUCAAUGCCACCUUUGAUGUCGACACGCCUCCAUCCCAGCCCUCCAGCAUCCAUCAUGGCCGUGCCAAGAAGCUCUGCCAAGAGAUAGCACACUCUCCCGUUCAGGACAUCCCCAAGAAGAUGCCCAAAGGCCCCAAGCAGGAGUCCCAGCUCUCACUGGGCGGCCAGCACUGUGUGGGAGAGCCAGAUGAGGAGCUGGCUAGUGCCUUUCCUGUCUUCAUCCGGAAUGCCGUCUUAGGCCAGAAACAGCCCAAGAGGGCCAAGGCAGAGACCUGUCGCGGCACAGAUACGGUAAGGACAGGCUUCGAUGGGCUUGGAGGUCGGACAAAAUUCAUCCAACCUACUGACACGACUAUGAUCCGCCCAGUGCCUGUGAAACCCAAGCCCAAGACUAAGCAGAGAGUGGGGGUGAAGAGAGCGCUCCCUCCCUCCCAGGCCAAGCUGGACACCUUCCUGUGGUAGUGAGAACAGUGAGCCGGAUCAAUGGCCAGAUACAUGCCUCCAAUUUAUAGGCCAGGACUGGCUCAGCAGGGGGUUUGGGGGGCAAGACCCCACUUCCAGGACCAGCCCCAAGGUCAAGGGUAGACAAAAAGUUGGGGGUGAAGGUGAGGCCCAGAAACGGUGCUUUACUUGCACUUACCCUGCCCCCCCCCCCCGCCCCCAAACACACACACUGGGUCUAACAUACUGGGCCUAUGUGUGGUUGCUGAAGUGAGACCAGCAGGACUUCCUCCUUGUCAGAGGCUCCUGUUUGUAGCCAGAUGUGGCUGGGCUGCUUCUGAUUCUCCAGACUAAGGUCUUUUGUUGACUGUGUGGACCAAAGUGCCUGGGGCUUCUUGGGCAGUUUCAGCCUGCCCAAGCUUCUGCCUGCUUCUGACUUGCUGCUAGGCGUGGCCAGAACCGAGCAGGAUGGGGAAUGAGGGGAUGGUGGUGGGGAGAGGAUUGGGGGGGAGGGGAAGAUUUCUAUGUAAAAUAAAAAAGAUAGAAUUUUUUC